AUGGUUUACAAUCUUUUUAAAAAUAAAGGUCGGGUAGUGAUCGAUAACACUCCUGAAUUCUUAAAUUUUUGUAAAAAUAGUAAUGGUCUAGUUUUUUGGGGUCCUUAUGGUUCAGGUAAAACAGCUUUAAUGGCUUUAUUGGCUCAUGAGUUACCGGAAGAAAAUAAAUACGCUUCUUUUCCUUGUAAUUUACCUUGGAUGGAACGAGCCCAAGUGGAUUUUGCUCACCAACCCACGGCCUCUUUAGGGGUUAAAGAAGUAGUUUUUUUAGAUGAGAUUAAUUUACUAUUCCGUGGUAAUGAAUUCCAAAAAGCUCAGCAAAUGCAGCGGUUUUUGUCCCAUUUUUUUGCUUUAAGUCGGCAUCAAGGAACUAAGAUUUUUAUUAACGGGCAAAGGUUAGGGCAGGUGUGGAUAGAAUUGCGAGAGGUGGCUACUGCGGUUUGUAAUGUCUCCCUUUUGCAAAAAAUUGAGGAGGGAAUUUAUGUCCAAGUGGAAAUUUGGCAAGCGAAAGGAAAGUUAAAACGAGUUGAACCUAACAUUAUCCGCUCUAAUAGCAUUAAGGCACUGUUGCAUGGUCUUUCUGAAGAGAAAUUAGAAUUAUUUUCAACUUUAGUAGAGAAAAAGCCCAACAGUUUAGAAAAGUUGGCUGAUUAUCUACAUCGUGAUUACCAGAACGUAAAAAAGGAUGCGGAAAUUUUAGCAUCUUGGGGCAUUAUCGAAUUGCAAGAAGAAAAACCAAUUGCCCUUUACGAGAAAAUUACUUUGGAAUUCCCUACUUACCAAGAGCCAGUAGUAGUAAAUGAAAAAAGAAGAGAAAUUCAUGCUUAA
Molecule: messenger RNA, 828 nt
Organism: Racocetra fulgida
Lineage: Eukaryota; Fungi; Glomeromycota; Glomeromycetes; Diversisporales; Gigasporaceae
Source: the annotation of a GenBank genome assembly